CGGCGAUCGGCGCCAGGGAGCAGAGCAUCGAAAAACUUCCGAGCCGGGUGCGCACCACACGCCAGCUCAAUACGAUCGUGACCGUCGAGUGUGCCGGAAGACGGACCGCUCCGAACAAGACAAGUGUCUUCUUGCCCCUUUUGUUUUUGUUUUUGAGUCAUCCAAUAGACAAUACUGUUAUUCUGUCCCACCGCGAACCUUUGGUGUCCGUUGGCGUUGGUCGUUCACGACAGGUUGAAAGUUGCCUCGAACUCGAAAGCGUGCAAGCUCGUGGGUGUGCUGUGGUGCAUCCAUUGUGACGUUGAGAAAGCGCAAACGGGAGAAAAAAAACCCGAGUGUGUAAUCAGUGCCGGUGGUGCAGAUAGGGCGCGCACACCCAGAUCGUGUAACUUCACAGGUCAAAGCUCGCUACACUUUUCCACUGUACAGUAGAAAACCCAAAAACAACACACAAAAAUACCGACCAUGUCGCCACUCGGGUUCAACGAUCCGCUGUCGGCGGUGGCAUCCGUAGUCACGGGAGUUGCGAUCGUACUGUCACUAAUCAAAUACUACCUCUACCUCACCUGCGGGCACUUUACCUCAUCUCGAAAGAUGGAGGGUAAGACGGUCAUCAUUACCGGCGCAAACUCGGGCAUUGGCAAGGAAACUGCCCGCGAUUUGGCUAAACGAGGCGCCCGCGUCAUUAUGGCGUGCCGGAACAUGGAGACGGCCAAGCAGGCGCAAGAUGAGAUAGUGAAGGAAACGGGCAACCAGAACGUAACCGUGCUGAAGCUUGACCUCAGCUCCCAGGCCUCCGUGCGCGAGUUUGCCGCGGAGGUGCUGCGCACGGAGCGCAAGCUGGACGUGCUGGUCCACAAUGCCGGGUUUGCGGAAACGUUCCGCAAGACGCAAUCGGUGGACGGUAUCGAGUUCACGAUGGCCACCAACCACUACGGCCCGUUUCUGCUGACCCAUCUGCUGAUCGAUCUGCUCAAGCGCUCCGCACCGAGCCGCAUCGUCGUGGUGGCGUCCGAGCUGUACCGCUUCGCCUCGGUCAAUCUGAACAACCUGAACCCGGUCGGCAGCCUGCCCGCCUACCUGUACUACGUGUCCAAGUGUGCGAACAUUAUGUUCACCCGGGAGCUGGCCCGCCGGCUCGAGGGCACGUCCGUGACGGCCAACUGUCUGCAUCCGGGGAUGAUCGAUUCCGGCAUCUGGCGCAACGUACCGUUCCCGCUGACGCUGCCGAUGCGCGUCAUCAAGAGCUUCUUCAAGACGAACGUGGAGGGCGCGCAAACGUCACUGUAUCUGGCCUGCUCGGAGGAGGUGCAGGGCGUCAGCGGCAAGUACUUCAUGGACUGCAAGGAGGCGAGCCUGAGCGCGGGCAUCAGCGACAUGGAGAAGGCGCGCAAGCUGUGGGACGAGUCGGCGAAAAUUGUCAAGCUGACGGAGAGCGAUCCUAAAAUCUAACUCCUCUAGUAGAUCCAGGGCGACCUGCCUGAUUUGUGUUCCAGAUAUCUCUAGACAGGGAGAGAGAGACAGAGAUAGUAUUGUUGUUUUCCAUCCAUUUUCUUUUUUAUAAUUUAGCAUUUAACGUUCAAGAUGGUCCAAGAAGUAUUGGGUAAAUAAAAUCUGUUGAUCCGUCCGUUUAGCGGUUCCAUCCUCCACAAGUCAAUGAACCUGAGAUAGGCGUUCCAUCCGUAUUUUUUUUUUUGCAGAGCGGAACGAUUCCCCUGAGAUAAUGUGUGCGUUUUUUUGCUGUGCUGUGUUUGUGUUUGCUCUUACCUCAAUUGUCAAUUUUUGCAUUACUUCGCUUCAUUUGUUCGUAUGGUACUGAGGGCGCGUUUGCUUCGUUUACGCUUCGUUGACGCUUUUUUCUUACUUUUAUAGAGUUUGUUUUGUUUUUCAUUUCAUCCGCGUUUUCGCUAACCUACAUAUACAUAAUAAUAACAGCGCCUUAGAAGACCACCUCCGCUCGGUGGUUAAUAUUGCUAAGCUUCAUUAAAAAAUGUCUCGUUUUUUGUCAUUGCUGACAAAUCUCAUUAUUCAUCGAGCAAAUAGACUCGAUGCGUCAGCAGAACUGUGAGCUAGGUCAGUAGGUGAAAAUAAGAAACUUCUUGAACGUAGGAGAUUUUUUUUUAAUAACUUUUAAUCAGACGAAAGGGACCAAUAGGGGGAUAAAAUCUCUAAAAGUCAUAAUUUAUAUUUUUUCAUAAAGGUUCCAUAACUUUUCAUGUGACAUUUUAAUUCAACUCAUUUUUCAGAGUCUUAUUUUUCUCAUAAUAUUCUCAUUGCUCAUACAUUGUCUUAAUUUUAAUUACAAUAAUUUUUACGAAUCAUCUACUCCAUUUGUUCCUGUUCCAACAUUUUUGACACACACUGUAUGGUGCAAAAUGCGCUUUCGAUGAAACAUUUCAUUAAACUUUCAAUUGUAUAUUUUAAUAUUUGUUUCCGAUAAACAUGUUACUAAAUGGACUAUUUUAAAUUAAAAGAUCUUUCUACGAUAAAAGAGCAAUAAAAGUCAUAAUAUUUACCUCUAUUUAACCUAAAACAGGAUCGUUUAUUAGGCAGACUUUAGUUAACGGCGUUAGAUGAAAUAUUUCAAUUGUGAAAGCUUUCCCAAAAAGCUUUCAGACGAAUGAAUGAACGUUUACACGGAGCGAAAUCAUUUUUCUAUUGUU
Molecule: messenger RNA, 2663 nt
Organism: Anopheles coluzzii
Lineage: Eukaryota; Metazoa; Arthropoda; Insecta; Diptera; Culicidae
Product: retinol dehydrogenase 14
Exons: 4
Coding region: 466-1452 (328 amino acids)
Source: RefSeq, a predicted model, not a curated record